Acanthochromis polyacanthus (spiny chromis) is the source of this 1484-nucleotide messenger RNA. Its product is annotated as receptor-transporting protein 3-like. Gene Ontology annotation, biological process: protein targeting to membrane; protein insertion into membrane. Gene Ontology annotation, molecular function: olfactory receptor binding. Bases 135 to 662 code for a protein of 175 amino acids. The record is from RefSeq and is a predicted model, not a curated record. Lineage: Eukaryota; Metazoa; Chordata; Actinopteri; Pomacentridae. The transcript has 3 exons.
UUUCGUUUCUCCGAUAAUCAGCUGAUCUCAGUAUAAACAGAGCAGCUGCAGCAGAGAGACGUUCAGAAGACAAACCAACACUCACAUCAGUGUUUGCUGCGAGAAGCUUUUUAAAUAUCGGAUCACCAACCAACAUGGGCUCAUCAACAGAAUGGAUUCCUUCCUUGUGGACGGAGACCUUUGAUGAACUGCUGGACGAUGACAAUGAGCUGGACUAUGGAGACUCGUGGACUCUCAACUUUAACUACAGCCAGACAGAUGAAAUCACCAAGGAGGAGAGGAAGAGAGGCUGGAAGGUCUACACCCACUGUGGCUUUGGAAAAUUUCAGUGUGACUUCUGCGACAAAACCUGGUCUUCAGCACGAGUCAUGAUGUUGUUCCGUUACCGGCUGCGGGGCGACCGGGGGACGGUGAUCAUGAGACCCUUCAGACAGGCCUGCCGCAGUUGCCAAGGUGAUUCGUUUGUGUUACCUGGUUUCUCUAAGGAUGAGGUAGAGCGGGCUUUGCUGAGGCUGUUCUCCAAGAUCCGGAAGAACUGCUAUGACGACGAGGACGACAGUGAUGGAGGCUCAGCCGGCUCUCAGAAAGUGUUCACCAAACCCCACAAGAAGGACCUGUGUGAGGGCUGCCGUCUGGGUAUUUGCUGCCAGGAUGAGGACUAGAAACGUGUGUGUGUGUGUGUAGGUGGGGGGGUGGAGGGCAGUUAGAUGUGGGGUUGUUUGCUGGUCAACUGUGAUGCUCCAUUCAUAGUUUGUACAUGACCUUUUCCUUUAUAUUUUAAAGCUGGCUCAUCAAAUUAAUAUGUUGCUUUAUCAUGUUAUAAAUAUAAUUCCCUUUAGUGACAUUUUGUACAAUAUAAUUUUGUGUAAAUACUUUGUGACUGCUAAUCAGUCUGACCAAGUUGUACUGCUUUACUUCAUUUUCCGCCCAACCUUUAUUCCAUGGCUCGCCCAGAUAAUUGCUGAUAAAGAUUGAAAUAUGGGAGUUAUAGAUUUAAAAAAAAGAUCUCCAAUUUGACCACUGACAACAUUGACAUGCUGGUUUUAUAUUAAAACAUCUCUACUAACAGUCUAGUAAUAUACCACAGUGGUUUCCGUCCCACUGUAUUGAAGUAAAUAUUAAUUUAUUGUAGUUUUUUUCUGUUUACUGCACUUUAUAUGAAACAGCAUCAACAAGGUACUUACAAAAGUUUUUUUGAGCAUGAUGCAUUUACACUUUAGCUUUCUGCUCUCUGUAAAUGUAAGAAAUAGAAAAUAACAGUUCUUUGGCUUGUAAAUAAAGCCAGUUUUUAAGUCUCUCUUUGCUGCCUGUAUUGUGUUUGGAUCUUUUCACUUUUUAAAACUCAACUAAAUAUAUGAUUUGCGUUGUGCUGCCUAAACUCUUACAUUUUAUAUCUGUUUUACCAGCUGUUCACUGAGUUAUAUGUUGUUGAUGGCAGGAUGCUGCUUGUGAAGAAGUUUUAAUCAAUAAAUAUGUAUAUUUUA